AUGGCAAGUGAGGAAGAGAGUUUUCUUGUCUUAGUGCAUUACUUUGGAAAAAAUCAAAGAAGCAAAAAAUAUAGUGUGAAGUUCACUGACAGAGAACCGUUGAGUGUCUUUAUUAAUUCAUCAAGCACUUUGUCAGAUGUAAAGAACAGCAUCUUGCAGAAGUUUGGAGUAUUUGGGAGCAAGUGGGUGAAGAAGCUAUUCUACAAGAUUCCCACCGCAGUUGUGUCGACCAGUGUUAAGUAUGAUACGUUUGUGAUAGCGGCCGAUGAAGAUAUUCGGGUUCUGUUUCAUUGUGUUAGGAGUUUUCCGGAUGUCAGAAUACACGAGUUGUAUGCGAAGUUGGAGGUUGGUGUCGAUAGUUUUGGGACAUCAGCUCUAGUUUAUAGCUCGACUACCGCGGACGGUGCGUCUAGUUCGAUGCCUGCGGCCGGACCAUCUGUUCCGCAGGUCGCAUCCCCUUCCUUUGCGGCUGAUUUAGAUCGAGCGGAGGCAGUUGCUUCUAUACAGUUGGAGAAUCCUGGGUACCCUCCACACUUCUCCACUCUAAACUUGGAGGCUUUUGCUCAACAGGCAGACGGAGGUGCUACAAUUGGGGAUUCUUCUACAGAAUUUCAGAUUGGGCAAUCAUUCCAGAAUAAAGAUGAAGUUGUUCUGAAUGUGAAGGACUAUAGCAUCCGUCGAGGUGUUGAGUACAGAGUCUUGGAAUCGGAUCAUCUGAAGUAUCAUGGAAAAUGUAAGGAGUUCAGCAAGGGUUGUAGUUGGUUGAUUCGCAUAUCGCUUCGUGCACGAAAGGGCACUUGGGAGGUUAGGAGGUACAACGGUUCGCACACUUGCUUGGCCACCUCUAUUUCUAGUGAUCACCGACAGCUUGAUUAUCAUGUUAUCUGUGCGAAAAUUUAUCCGUUGGUUAGGGCGGAUGCUGCGGUUACGGUAAAGGUCUUGCAACAAGCAACAUAA
This is a messenger RNA of Arachis duranensis, 957 nucleotides long. RefSeq lists its product as uncharacterized. Lineage: Eukaryota; Viridiplantae; Streptophyta; Magnoliopsida; Fabales; Fabaceae. The record is from RefSeq and is a predicted model, not a curated record. The transcript is spliced from 2 exons. The coding region runs from base 1 to 957 and encodes 318 amino acids.